AUGCAAUAAUUUUUGAAUCAAUUUAAAGAGAUAAUUAAUGUGAAUGAUAUUAUCCAGAAAGAUGAAAAUACUGCGAUAGGAUAAAUUUACCUUUAUAACCAAUUUUCUCUUGAAUUCGAGGAUUUAGUCGAAAAGUUUACAACCACCUAAAGCAUUUGUGGUUUCACAUCAGUUGCAAAUGCAAUAGCUUUAAAAUAAAUAGGACCUUCAGUUGGAUAUGUUUAAGCUAUUUAACACUUAAAGAAAAACUCUUAAUUAAGAAGAAAAUAUGUAUAAGAUGCUAUGAUUUUUAUUCAAAACAGCCGAAGAAAAUACAUUUAAUCAAAUUAAUGGUUGAGUUCUAAUGAAAAAGAGGGUACAAAAUAUUUGAAGGAUUGGGUGGCUAAUUAUGAAAUAAGCGAUUAUUUGAGAGAGAAGAAAUUUGAAAAUAUCUUUUUUAUAAGAAACGUAGCCUACGAUCAUCCUGAGGCGAUGGAGAAACUUUAAUUUGAGGAGAAGGACAGAAUUGUGGAGGAAGCACCGUAUAAGGGAGAUAGCUACUUUGUAGAUUAUGGGUUCACUAAAGAAUUUAUUAGAAGGAAGGACUUUGAAUAUUCCUCUUAACACAUCUAUGUUAUUGACAUUUUGGGGCAUUUCAUUUGCAGUAUAGUUUUCGAGGAGCAGGGGAAAAAGUUAAUAUUACUGUUAGAGACAAUGGAAAAUAAUCGGCUGAAUAACCAAACAAUUAAGCAAUUUUAUAAGAUUUGA
Molecule: messenger RNA, 747 nt
Organism: Paramecium tetraurelia
Lineage: Eukaryota; Ciliophora; Oligohymenophorea; Peniculida; Parameciidae
Exons: 1
Source: RefSeq, a predicted model, not a curated record